AGCUUUGCUCCUAUGGCCUACAGCACUGCGUUACCCAACCAGACUUGCAAGACCAAAAGAGCCCCAUAAAAGAGCCUCAGCUGGACAGUAGGCAAAAUAAUGGCCACACACACCUGGCAAGUGUGGGCCAUCUACAUGGUCUUAGCUCCAAGCCUCUCUGAAGAACAAGUGCUGAAGCAGGCUUGUCCUUCAUGUGAUGCCACUCAGCUUUGCAACUGCUCUUUCAUGGGCUUGGAUUUCAUUCCGCCAGGGCUCACGGGCAAAAUCACAACAUUAAACCUGGCCCAUAACAGGAUACAGCACAUCCGAUCCCAAGACCUGCAGCAGGCUGUGAACCUGAGAGCCUUGCUGCUGCAGUCCAACAAAAUCAGCUCAAUAGACAAGGAUUCAUUUUGGUCCCUUGGGAAACUGGAGCUCUUGGACUUAUCAAAUAACAGCUUGGCUCACCUGUCCCCUGAGUGGUUUGAGCACCUCUUUUCACUUCAGCACCUCCACCUUCAGGAGAACUCCUACAGAGACCUGGGCGAAAGCUCCCCCUUUUCAAGCCUGAGGAACCUCAGCUCUCUCCACCUGGGCAACCCGUGGUUCUCCACGAUAAGGCAAGGGAACUUUGAGGGCAUUGAGCUUCUCGACAAGUUGUGGAUUGAUGGUGGCGGACUCAGGCAGUACAAGCCAGGAAGUUUGAAAUCAAUUAAGAAGAUAAACCACAUGAUCAUAAACCUAAAAAAUACUAGUUUAUUCUCAGCAAUUGUCAGGGACCUUCUGUACUCUGUCAUUUGGUUAGAAGUGAGAAAACUAGCAUUCAGUAUACUCUCUGAAAUACAACUACUGAGAGUCAUGUCUUCUUCAUUUGCUAAGAAAAUUUCUUUUAAACAGACCUUAUUCACAGAUGCUACUGUGCCUGAGAUUAUCAGCAUUUUAGAAGACAUGCCAAAAUUAGUGGAGGUGGAGAUGAUAGACUGCAGACUCUCGGGAACUGGACAAUGGCAAAUGCGAAUUCAAGCAAACCAAUCACAGACUCUUAGAGUUCUGACAAUAGAGAAAUUAUUUAUAGAAAAAUUUUAUUUGUUUACAGAUCUUCAUGCUGUGCAUGGCCUACUAUCACUUCUUACCAAAGUCACAGUUGAAAACACCAAGGUCUUUUUAGUACCAUGCAGUGUUUCACAAUAUCUUCUGUCAUUAGAGUAUCUUGAUCUUAGUGCAAAUUUGCUUGGAGACCAGAGUUUGGAGCACUCAGCCUGUCCGGGUGCUUGGCCCUCACUACAAACUCUAAAUUUAAGUCAGAAUUCACUGAGUGACUUAGAAAUGACAGGUAAAAGUUUGUCUCAUCUACGAAAUCUAAUUCUCUUAGACAUUAGCCAAAAUAAUUUUGGUGAUAUUCCAGAUGUGUGUGAAUGGCCAAAACCCCUGAAAUAUCUAAACCUCUCCAGCACUCAAAUUCCUAAGCUAACAACGUGCAUUCCUCCAACGCUGGAAGUUUUGGAUGUUAGUGCUAACAACCUGAAGGAGUUUGGACUGCAACUCCCGUUUCUCAAAGAGCUGUACCUCGCAAAAAACCAUUUGAAGACCCUGCCUGGUGCCGCACCCAUUCCUAACUUAGUGGCCAUGUCAGUCAGAAGAAACAAGCUCAACGGUUUCUCCAGAGAAGAGUUUGAGUCCUUCAGGAAAAUGGAGCUGCUGGAUGCCAGUGACAACAACUUCAUCUGCUCCUGUGAAUUCCUCUCCUUCAUCCACCACCAGGCUGGGAUAGCCCAGGUGCUGGUGGGGUGGCCAGACAAGUACAUCUGUGACUCUCCCCUGGCAGUGCGAGGGGUGCAGGUUGGAGCUGUGCACUUGUCCCUGAUGGAGUGCCACAGGUCCCUCAUGGUGUCCUUGCUCUGCACCCUGGUGGUCCUGGUCAUGCUCAUCCUCGUGGCCAUCGGCUACAAGUACCACGCGGUCUGGUACCUGAGAAUGACCUGGGCGUGGCUCCAAGCCAAGUGGAAGCCCAAGCGAGUCCCCCUGAAGGACAUCUGCUACGAUGCUUUUGUCUCCUACAGCGAGCAUGACUCUGACUGGGUGGAAAACAUAAUGGUGCGGGAGCUGGAGCAGGCCUGCCCCCCGUUUCGGCUCUGCCUCCAUAAGCGGGACUUUGUGCCCGGGAAGUGGAUUGUGGACAACAUCAUUGACUCCAUAGAGAAGAGCCACAAAACGCUCUUUGUGCUGUCUGAGCACUUUGUGCAGAGCGAGUGGUGCAAAUAUGAGCUGGACUUCUCACACUUCCGUCUCUUUGACGAGAACAACGAUGCAGCAAUUCUCGUCCUCCUGGAGCCCAUCCAGAGCAAAGCGAUUCCCAAGAGGUUCUGCAAGCUGCGGAAGAUCAUGAACACAAAGACCUACCUGGAGUGGCCUCUUGAAGAAGAGCAGCAGGAGAUGUUUUGGUUCAAUUUGAAAAUAGCUCUAAAAUCCUAGACAGGGAC
This is a messenger RNA of Athene cunicularia (burrowing owl), 2459 nucleotides long. RefSeq names its product toll like receptor 2 (gene TLR2). Gene Ontology annotation, biological process: inflammatory response; toll-like receptor signaling pathway; immune response. The transcript is spliced from 2 exons. Gene Ontology annotation, cellular component: membrane. The record is from RefSeq and is a predicted model, not a curated record. Gene Ontology annotation, molecular function: transmembrane signaling receptor activity; protein binding; triacyl lipopeptide binding. Bases 100 to 2451 code for a protein of 783 amino acids. NCBI's taxonomy places the organism in Eukaryota, Metazoa, Chordata, Aves, Strigiformes, Strigidae.